Molecule: messenger RNA, 1089 nt
Organism: Drosophila mojavensis
Lineage: Eukaryota; Metazoa; Arthropoda; Insecta; Diptera; Drosophilidae
Product: trafficking protein particle complex subunit 2-like protein
Exons: 5
Coding region: 295-711 (138 amino acids)
Biological process (GO): endoplasmic reticulum to Golgi vesicle-mediated transport
Cellular component (GO): TRAPP complex; cytoplasm; nucleus
Source: RefSeq, a predicted model, not a curated record
CUGCACGUAGACUGCUAGCAGUGCGCAUACAACACACGUUACUAAUAGUCGGUGAUAUAAGCAGUUCCAUUUUAAAUAGACAUUCCAUUAUACAUGCGUAUAUGAAAAAAAAGUGCAAGCUUACAUUAGUUUUCAUUUUCCUUUCAAUUUACACAAUUCGUAAACAUGUCUUCGUUUAUCUUCUUACCUAAAUGCCAUUCAAACAGAACGGUUUGUAUUUCACACAGAGCGUCGACACCUGAUUACUAACAGCUGUUCGUGUAAAGUACAUAAAAUAUAAACAAAUUCUUCACAAUGGCAUUUUGUAUUGCUGUAAUUGGCAAAGACAAUGCUCCGCUGUACUUGGCCACAUCGGAUGUGGAGCGUGAGCUGGAUCUUCAAUAUCAUGUUCAUGCGGCACUCGACGUUGUAGAGGAGAAAUGUGUAAUUGGCAAAGGAGCUCCCGAGUCCAAGGAACUCUAUUUGGGUCAACUCUUUUCAACAGAGAACCAUAAGAUUUAUGGCUUUGUCACCAACUCCAAAAUCAAGUUUAUUGUCGUCAUUGACUCCAGCAACAUUGCACUGAGAGAGAACGAGGUGCGCGCGAUAUUUCGAAAUUUGCACAUGCUUUACACGGAUGCUGUGUGCAAUCCUUUUUACAUUCCGGGCGAGCAAUUGACUUUUAAAAAAUUUGACCGAGCAGUGCAGAAACUAAUGAGUGGCAAUGUAUAAUGCUGUAAAAGAAAAGAGGGUCGGAUAUGAGGAAAGCAAUGAAUAGGAUAAGAGAGAAGAGGGAAGGAAGUUUACUUCCGAGCACUGGUUAAGAGAAACGUUUCUUGGAGUAGAAAAAAAAGCGUGUCAGAGGAGAGGAGCUACUGCAAGGGACUGAUUAGCAGUGGAGUGAAGUCAGCAACACAAAAGAUGAUUGGAGAUCAGAGGAGAGGAAUUGAAUGUAAAUAAAUAAAUAAUAGGCGCCUGGAGGGGACAUUAUUAUGCUGUAUAUUAUAUAUAUUUAUUAUAAACAAUUCGUCUUAUAACUUCUACUAUUUUAUUCUAGUAAAACUGUCUAUAUCUAUCAAAAAUAUUAAAUAAAUAAUUUGACAACACAAA